AACAUUCCAGUCGCUAAUCGCACCCUGUUGUUUCUUCUGUUUCUACUGUAGUUGAACACCAUGAGAAUUUUGAUCUGCGUCUGCCUUAUCUUAGGCGCCACAUGCGCCGAAAAAGCAGCCCUAGCGAAGAAAGCCGUGGGUAAAAGAGGAGUUUUGGGACUGGGAAUCGCUGAUGGAAUCAUUGAUGGCGGCUUAGGUCUCGGAGGCGUGGGUCUUGGUGGUACCGCUGUGGGACUUGGUGGUACCGUUGUGGGACUUGGUGGCGCCGCUGUAGGUCUCGGUGGUGCGGCCUUGGCCGUGGCCCCCGGCACCAUUGAUCUUGGGUCGUCUUCUCACACACAUACAACCAUCACCAGGAAUUUGGGAGUACCUGUACCUGUUCCUCAUCCCGUUCCUGUUGACAGACCAGUACCAAUUCCUUAUGGAGUUCCUGUGGGAGUAGCCGUGGAUCGUCCCGUUCCCGUGGCUGUUCCCAGACCUGUUCCUGUUACGGUCGAAAGAACUGUCGCCGUUCCCGUCGAUCGUCCAGUUCCUGUAGCUGUCCCGCAUCCUGUGGGUGUGGCCGUCCCAAAUCCAGUUGGAGUUCCGGUACCUGCACCGUAUCCAGUACCGGUAGCCAGUCCUGUGGCGGUUCCUGUGGCCCACCCUGUACCAGUAGCUGUCGCUAAACCCGUUCUGGUGGGCAAGCAUAUCUGGUGAUUUCUCUACAGAAGAUUAGAUUAAGUACAAAAUGUAGAUAAAUGAUUUAUUUUUGUAAAUAUCUAUCGCGUUUUUAAAUAAAAAUUCGA
This is a messenger RNA of Zophobas morio, 788 nucleotides long. RefSeq names its product tetra-peptide repeat homeobox protein 1-like. The record is from RefSeq and is a predicted model, not a curated record. The transcript has 2 exons. Lineage: Eukaryota; Metazoa; Arthropoda; Insecta; Coleoptera; Tenebrionidae. The coding region runs from base 61 to 699 and encodes 212 amino acids.